Phytophthora nicotianae INRA-310 is the source of this 1641-nucleotide messenger RNA. RefSeq lists its product as hypothetical. The record is from RefSeq and is a predicted model, not a curated record. Lineage: Eukaryota; Oomycota; Peronosporomycetes; Peronosporales; Peronosporaceae. The transcript has a single exon. Bases 1 to 1641 code for a protein of 546 amino acids.
AUGCAAUCAUGUCACUCGGGCUCCGGAGCUUCCACCGCUUCUAGCGUCAAAUUCCCGCUCCCGAAAGACCAUUUCGGACAGGUGAACGUCUCCAUCGAACAAACUGAAGAAUACCGAUCGCUAGUGCGUCGGAGGAUCGACGGGUUACUCGCCGACGAAGAAAUAUACGCUGUGCGUAAAGCAAACCACCAACCGCGCCUGGAUCCGGCAGCGUGGAAGUUCGUCCGGUCACAAGAUGAAGUGAAAAUGUACAGACGACGAAGACGAGCGCAGAAAACCAAGGCGAAGCUCGGUAAUGUACCCGACAGCAUCAUCGCGCUGGGUAGAGUACCCGGUUCGAUUGAGGAUUUGUUGUAUGGCAACUUUAGUACGACACAAGAGGAAACACAGACGACGAUGGCCUACGAGCACGAACCGACCGACUGUGGGUUGCUACGUGUACUGGAGCUAGAUGCACCCGAGGAUCCGCUGCAUUUCCUAGGACUCAAGUGGAUACUCAAGAAGAUGCCGCUUACGACGCCCCGUGAUGCUUGUUACUUAGAGGCGAUGGGAGUGGAAAAAGACACCAACGAACAGCGCUUUGGGUACAUUGUACUGCACUCGGUAGAUAUCCUACAAUGUCCGCCAUUCGACCGCAGGAGAAACGACGUGAUACGCGGGGAGGUGCAUUUCGCUGGGUUGUUUAGAGAGACCACGCCGGGCUUCGUAGAUAUCAUGGUACGAGGCACCUUCGACCUGUUCGGAGACCUGCCAAGGCACGUCGUACCGCUCGCGUCCAUGUCAUUCAUCAGUGGCAUCCUCAAAGGCGUCGACUGCGCGGGAGCCAAGAAGUUGACACUCUUGGCUAGACAUAACGCGGUAUCCGGCUACAAUCUGGACGCAGUGUACCAGGACGAAGCCUUCGCGAAGGACGCCGUGUGCUCCGUCUGCAUAAAGCGUAGCAAGCGUCUGUUCGCGUCUACGCGUCUGCGCGCGUGCCGCGUGUGUGGCUUGGCGAUCUGUUCCAAGUGCUCGGCCAAGAACAAGCGGUUGUUUCUGGGCUCAGAGCGUCCGUGUGCGUUUGCCGUCUGCUGUCCGAACUGCGUGCUCGAAGCGCAGCAGAUGACCGGCAUGCGGCCGUGCGAAGCCGAAUACGCCGUCGUCGCGGACUUUUAUCUCCAUGGACCAGCGUUGGAGUCGUACUCCGGCGCGCUGGAUGCAGCGGUGGCUCAGCAACAAUACAUGGCCUCGCUUAGCGCGUCCGAGGUCGAUGAGAGCGACUGGUGGCGCGAUGACAAGACGGACACCGCGUCUGUGGCGGAUGCGGUUCAAGAAGCCGGUAGAGAACGCACUACCGACGCCACGCUAGACGAGAGUUGGGUCGGGCGUGACUUCAUGGACCGCUACGCCUCUACUUUGAGCGACAUCAACGGGUUCAGCUCCAGUGCCGAAGAGGAGGACGACUACGCCCUCGACGUUGAAACAGUCGAGCACUGGCGCGAAUCGCCGUACGAAGAGGAGAUCGAAGUGACGGGCAAAUCCGCGUCAGACGCCCUCGCUGUGCUGCUGAAGCGAGCCGUGUCUAUCGGCAGCCAAGUACAGCAAAACGAUUCGGUCAUGCGCGAAAUGCAUCGAGUACAGUCUCGCCAGUUAGGGAUAUAA